AUGCAUAUCCAAGACGCCUUCCGUCGGUAUUCGUUCUCGUCGCGGGCUUCUUCGUCGUCGCUGUCUGACCGUGACGACGACGACGCCAUCACGCCCGUGGAGGACGAGUACUGUGAAGCAAAGCUACAAGGCGCCGAGGCAGACAAACAGGCACAGGCAUCAGCGCAGACCCAAGAACAAUGUCGGGAUCCGCCGACGCCGAACAACACACCGGCCGAACUCGACAACGCCGUCUUGUGGCACCGCAUGCUCGCCCUGCAGCGCCGCUACCACUGCUACAACUCGGCACGCAUGAGUGCCGCUCUGGAAGAUGAAGCCGUCGAGGCAGCUGUUCCCCCCCGCCCUUGCCUCGACUUGCUCAACGACAGCAUAGCCUCCUCGUGGGUAUGUGACGAGGCGCCGGACGAAGUGGCGGCCCUGCUGGUGCUGGUGCCGGACCGGCGGCGCAGCUGGGUCGGCGGCUGCUAUGGCGAGUUGGCGGCUGCGUCGUCGGCAACGGCCGCGGCAUCAACGAAACCGGACAGCACCGAAACCGGUCGCACGUCGGUAGACUCUGUUUCGACAACGACGCCCUCGAACAACGGCGCCGCGCGGCACCACGAACAGAUGCGGCGGCAGCGCGUGUGGCGCAAGAGACGCGAGGGCGUUUGA
Sporothrix brasiliensis 5110 is the source of this 651-nucleotide messenger RNA. RefSeq lists its product as uncharacterized. The transcript is spliced from 2 exons. The record is from RefSeq and is a predicted model, not a curated record. Lineage: Eukaryota; Fungi; Ascomycota; Sordariomycetes; Ophiostomatales; Ophiostomataceae. The coding region runs from base 1 to 651 and encodes 216 amino acids.